AAGAUUAUGUUAGCAUAGCAUAAAUAACAACAUCUUCAUCUCAAUUAGUCUCACAAAGCAUCGAUCAAAAGAUCUAAUAAAAGUAUGGUUACUUUGAAGAUGUCUCUCUCUUGUUUCUUCCUCCUUCAAAUAUCGUUGUUCUUGCUCUUUUCGUUUGAUCCAACCAACGCGCAUGGAUUGAAAGUCGGAUUUUACGACAACACAUGCCCAAAAGCCGAGCUUAUUGUUAUGAAGUCUGUCUCUGACGUGAUGAAGAAGGAUCCAACAAUUGGAGCUCCUUUGCUUAGAAUGUUCUUCCACGAUUGUUUCGUCCGGGGAUGCGAAGGGUCGGUCUUGCUAGAGCUAAAGAAUAAAAAAGACGAGAAGAACGCAGCUCCUAACCUUAGCAUUCGAGGGUUUGAGGUCAUAGACAAUAUCAAGGCAUCUCUAGAAAAGGAGUGCCCAGGCGUUGUUUCUUGCUCUGAUGUAUUGGCUCUUGUCGCUAGAGACGCAGUGGUUGCGAUGAAUGGAAGGUCGUGGGGAGUUGAAACGGGACGAAGAGACGGUCGGGUUACAAACAUCAAUGAGGCCAAUUCGAACUUACCAUCACCAUUCGAUAAUAUCACUAGCCUUAUCACCCAGUUUCAUUCCAAAGGCCUCGACAAGAAAGACCUCGCCGUGCUUUCAGGUGGGCACACGGUUGGGAUCGGACAUUGUCCUCUAAUCGCAAACCGGCUCUACAAUUUCACUGGAAAAGGAGACAGCGAUCCGAACUUAGACUCGGAAUACGCAGCCAGGCUCAAACAAAAAUGCAAGCCGACUGAUACCACGACGGCUCUGGAAAUGGAUCCAGGGAGCUUCAAAACAUUCGAUGAUAGCUUCUUCAAGCUUGUGUCUAAAAGAAGAGGGUUCUUUCAGUCUGAUGCAGCUCUUUUAGACAACCAAGAAACUAAGUCUUAUGUUCUCAAGCAAACGAAAAAUCAUGGCUCUACUUUCUUCGAGGACUUUGGUGUCUCUAUGGUGAAGAUGGGUCGGAUUGGGGUUUUAACGGGUCGGGUCGGGGAAAUUCGGAAGAAGUGCACAAUGGUUAAUUAA
Eutrema salsugineum is the source of this 1074-nucleotide messenger RNA. RefSeq names its product peroxidase 56. Gene Ontology annotation, cellular component: plasmodesma; plant-type cell wall. Gene Ontology annotation, biological process: response to oxidative stress; hydrogen peroxide catabolic process. The record is from RefSeq and is a predicted model, not a curated record. The transcript is spliced from 4 exons. Gene Ontology annotation, molecular function: heme binding; peroxidase activity. NCBI's taxonomy places the organism in Eukaryota, Viridiplantae, Streptophyta, Magnoliopsida, Brassicales, Brassicaceae. The coding region runs from base 85 to 1074 and encodes 329 amino acids.